Zygosaccharomyces rouxii is the source of this 2064-nucleotide messenger RNA. It is a transcript of the gene EAP1, whose product is annotated as Eap1p. The transcript has a single exon. Lineage: Eukaryota; Fungi; Ascomycota; Saccharomycetes; Saccharomycetales; Saccharomycetaceae. The coding region runs from base 1 to 2064 and encodes 687 amino acids. The record is from RefSeq and is a predicted model, not a curated record.
AUGGACGAUCCCGUGGUAGCUGCUUCAGCCGGAUCUGAGACUGAAACUAUUGGUACAGAUAUGCAAAAUCCUCAAAGGAGUUCUGCAGAUGAAAUUGCUAAAUUUUUUGAUGAUAUUAGAAGCAGGCAGGGAAUUUUCAAUGGUCAACAGAGUCAGCAAGUUACCGAUGGAAUUGAUUUUUCAGCAGAUGAAAAUGUGAAAGCAGCAGCUGAACAGUACAAUUGUGAUUAUAAACCACCAAUUACUUUGAACAAGCAGAACGUUUACAGUAUCAAUGAACUUAUUUCGAUAUCAAAACAAUUACCAGAAGGACUCGUUGAAGAAAUCGUUUUUACUUUGCCCAAAAAGAAAUUCUGGAGAUUAAAUCAUAAACAACCAGAUCAUGCUAAUCAGGGCAAACCAAUGGGUCAUAGAGGUUCUAACAAAGGUCUAAACGGAUCAAGUAAUGGCAAAGGCUUUUCAGGGGAAGAUACUAAUAGUCUAUUCGAGAAGAAGGGCAAUAAGGGUAAAUACUCGAGAAUGGCCAAUGGUAAAAAGAAUGGUAAAUUUGUUAAACAUGAGAGAAGUGGAUUUAUGGAAGAAAAAGAUAUUAAUGUUAAUCAUGAUGAUUUACAAGCUCUUGAAGAAGAAUUUGAACCUACUGGUAAUUCAAUGGCAGAUUUUGAAUCUUGGAAAGCAAAGAUGAAAGAGAUGGAACGUAGAAAGAAAGGCCUUCCUCCAGCUGAAUCUUCAGGAAAUUCUAAGCCUUCAUUGUCAGCAACUUCCAGUUCCAUAUCAGAUUUCUUGGGUUUGAAUAAAAUUCAGAAUGAUACCGCUACAAAUCCGGCUCAACCGGAAUCUAUCGAAACUGAGAAGAGUUUAGAUGAUGAAAUUAACAAUUUAAACAAGGACCUCCAUUCAGACUCUGGUAAGGGUUCUUAUUCUAGGUUUUCAUCGUUUUUUACACAGUCUUCUUCGUCAAGUUCGUUACCAACAAUGAGAAAUUCACACGAUCCUGAGAAUUUGGCUAAUAAAAAUAGUCAUAGCAAUAUUGGUGAGAGCACACCAAACUCACGUAAUCCAAGUGUCCCUGGUGGAUCCAAAUUACUGUCUUUCUUCAAUAAAGAGGCAGGUACACCGAAAGGUUCUAGGAAUCAAGCUUCCUUAAACACUGAAGAUGUAAGACAGAAACCAAUAAAUUCUUCAGUGGUACCACCAUCUCAGCCACAUGGACAAGUUCCACCACAACCACCAAUACGUUUACCAGAACAACAGCUGCAACACCGUCAACACCAACAGCACCACCAACAACUGCAACAACAACAGCAGCAGCAGCAGCAGCGUGUAAUGCCUCCGCCAGUCAUUGCUCCUGAUCAAUUGCAAACAAACAAUGCUUUCUUCCAAAAUCUACUGAGUAAGGGAGAAUUACAGAAUCAAAAGGGAACUGGGCCAUCAGGACCUCCACCGGGAGUCAUGCUACCUCCCCCAGGUGGACAAUCUGGUAUUCCCUUGGGUCAGCAGCCACCAAGAGUCUCAGCGCAGGGAGGGCAGCCUCCUGCGGGUAUGGGCAUGUCAGCACCUUUCCCCAUGGGUAUGCCACCUGGACCAGGUGCAUUCCCACCAGGCCUAGCACCUGGUGGUCAAGCAGGUAUGCCUCUGGGGCUACAACCACCAGGUACUGGAUCUCCAGCUGGGAAACCUCGUGGUAGUGGUGGCCAACCACCAAUGAAUGAUAACCAUAGUAACGGUGCUAAGGGAGCACGUAAUGCAGGUGGUGCCAAUUCGAGAGAGAGUGGCAGUAGAAUGCAGCAAACUCAACAACCACCUCCUCCACUACAGCCUGGUAUGGUUCCUCCACAAUUUAUUCCUGGUAUGGCACCACCAGGCUUCCCCAUGAUGCCACCAAAUUUUAAUCCAAUGUACGGACCACCUCAAGGCGGACUAAUGCCACCUCCAGCGGGACAAGGAUUUUUCCCUCCCAUGCCACCCCCAUCCGGUAAUAUGAAUUUCAAUGCAUUUCCAAUGCAGCCUCCAGUUUUUAAUCAACAGCACCAGGAAGCAAAUAGCACGGAAUCCAAAAAAUAG